Messenger RNA from Coregonus sp. 'balchen', 9204 nucleotides. Lineage: Eukaryota; Metazoa; Chordata; Actinopteri; Salmoniformes; Salmonidae. The record is from the annotation of a GenBank genome assembly.
CUUUUGUAGUCUUUUAGACAUGUCAACAACAUGCCGGAGUCCAGGAGUGAGGCAGAGACAGACGAGAAAGGAGAAAAGCCUUCUAAAAACAUAAUUUCUGUAAUUUCUCAGUUCGCUGACGAUCAUUUAACCUUUGUCCGGGUAAGAACCGACUGGGAUACAAAUUGCACAUUCAAACAUUGAUGGGGAGGAAGUAGACGCUUCGUUCAAAUGAGACAGCAGAUUAGCUGUUGUUAAAAUGUACUAAAGGUCCAGCUAACACAUUCCAACAUCUUUAGCUAACAUAUCUUGUUUUCUCCUCUAGAACAUCAGUACUGGACUAGCAAUUGCCGGGGUAAUAGUAAUAUCAAGGAGUAUUAAAUUGGUAAGUAGCUUAGCCUAUGCAUAAAAAGCCAAAUGUGAUGCAGGCAUGUUCCUCCAGGAGGCGGUAGCGAGUCGGGUUUCACACGAACCCUGGUUAAAGGAAGACUUUGGCUAAAUUCUCUCUCUGGCCAAUGUCAAGGGAAUUCUCUUAACGAUAUCGACAUAUUGUGGCGUUUUAACCAGACGAGAUGAGCCCUUCCCCCUUAUUCAAUGAAAUGCCAGAUGGCUGUUCUGCGUAGGUUAUAAGGUCAGGAUCAAUUUAGGAUGGCAGUUGAUGAGCUGUUAGCCUAAUGUGUUGUUUAUCCAAGUUGAUGUUGUUUAGAUAGUCAGCCUAACAGCCUUUUCUUCUUACCAGAUCAUCAACUUCCAUCCCUUGGCUUUAGAAAGGUCGUUUUGUUUAGCUAAUAUAAUGAUCUGUCGUUUUGUUUAGCUAGUAGAAUGAUCUGUCGUUUUGUUUAGCAGUAACCAAAAGGUCGCUGGUUCUAAUCCCGGAGCGACUAGGUGAAACAUCUGUCGAUGUGCCCAUGAGCAAGGCACUUAACCCUAAUUGCUCAUGUAAGUCGCUCUGGAUAAGAGCGUCUGCUAAAUGACUAAAAAAUAAAUAAAACAUUUAUUUAAAAAAAUACUAAUAGAAUGAUCUGUCGUUUUGUUUAGCUAAUAGAAUGAUCUGUCGUUUUGUUGAGCUAAUAGAAUGAUCUGUUUUGUUUAGGUAAUAGAAUGAUCUGUUGUUUGUUUAGCUAAUAUACUGAACAAAAAUAUAAACACAUGUAAAGUGAUGGCCCCAUGUUUCAUGAGCUGAAAUAAAAGAUCCCAGAAAUGUUCUAUAUACACAAAAAGCUUAUUUCUCUAAUUUUGUGCACAAAUUUGUUUACAUCCCUGUUAGUGAACAUUUCUCCUUUGCCAAGAUAACCCAUCCACCUGACAGGUGUAGCAUAUCAAGAAGCUGAUUAAACAGUGUGAUCAUUACACAGGGUGCACCUUGUGCUGGGGACAAUAAAAGGCCACUCUAAAAUGUGCAGUUUUGUCACACAACACAAUGCAAUAGAUGUGUCAAGUUUUGAGGGAGUGUGCAAUUGGCAUGCUGACUGCAGGAAUGUCCACCGGAGCUGUUGCCAAGAUAAUUUAAUGUUCAUGUCUCUACCGUAAGCCGACUCCAAUGUUGUUUUAGAGAAUUUGGCAGUACGUCCAACCGGCCUCACAACAGCAGACAUUUACAUUUACGUCAUUUAGCAGACGCUCUUAUCCAGAGCGACUUACAAAUUGGUGCAUUCAAUUUAUGAGCGGGAACUGUGCUUCCGUAGAGAUAGGGGGGUUAGCAGGCCAGAGGUGGAUGAACAUUGUGCCCUCGUUUGGGUGUAGGGUCUGAUCAGAGCCUGAAGGUAAGGAGGUGCCGUUCCCCUCACAGCUCCGUAGGCAAACACCAUGGUUUUGUAGUAGAUGCGAGCCUCAAUUGGAAGCCAUUGGAGUGUGCAGAGGAGCGGGGUGACAUGAGAGAACUUGGGAAGGUUGAACACCAGACCAUGUGUAACCACGCCAGCCCAGGACCUCCAAAUCCGUCUUAGUCACCAGCCACCCGGACAGCUGAUGAAACAGGAGUAUUUCUGUCUGUAAUAAAGCCCUUUUGUGGGGAAAAACGGAUUCUGAUUGGCUGGACCAGCUGUCCCUGUCCAGUCAUGUGAAAUCCAUCGUUUAAUUGACUAAUUUCCUUAUAUGAACUGUAACUCAGUAAAAUCGUUGAAAUUGUUGCAUAUUGCGUUUAUAUUUUUUUUCAGAAUGAUCUGUGGUUUUGUUUACCCAAUAGAAUGCUAGUAGCAGUUCCAAUUCUGUGUUGCCAAAACAAUAUUUCAUGGUGACUUAGGAAGGUUCAGUGUAACUGAUUACAACACAUUGUACUUACAACAGUUAUUCCCAUUAAGAAUGCUUUUCUAACAAGGUCUUUCAUGUCUCACCACCCUCGUCAGAUGACUAGGUUCGGCGUAGCCUCUGAGAUCCCAGCACGGUUCAUAGAGAACAAUGUGAGCCUCAGAGGGAGGGUCCAGACCAUCACAGAGAGAGCCCUGGAAGUGGAGCACGUCCCCAUCUACAUCCCUCUCCUCUCCCCCCUGCUGGCUAAACGUACCCCCAUCUACAUCUCGCUCCUCUCCCCCCUGCUGGCUAAAGGUACCCCCAUCUACAUCCCUCUCCUCUGCCCCCUGCUGGCUAAAGGUACCCCCAUCUACAUCCCUCUCCUCUCCCCCCUGCUGGCUAAAGGUACCCCCCAUCUACUCCCCAUCGACAUCUCUCUCCUCUCCCCCUGCUGGCUAAAAGGUACCCCCCAUUACAUCCCUCUCCUCUCCCCCUGCUGGCUAAAGGUACCCCAUCUACAUCUCUCUCCUCUCCCCCUGCUGGCUAAAGGUACCCCCAUCUACAUCCCUCUCCUCUCCCCCUGCUGGCUAAAGUACCCCCCAUCUACAUCUCUCUCCUCCCCCCCUGCUGGCUAAACAUACCUCCAUCUACAUCUCUCUCCUCUCCCCCUGCUGACUAAAGGUACCCCCACCUACAAUCCCUCUCCUCUCCUCCCCCUGCUGACUAAAGGUACCCCCCACCUACAUCCCUCUCCUCUCCCCCUGCUGACUAAAGGUACCCCCACCUACAUCCCUCUCCUCUGCCCCCUGCUGGCUAAAGGUACCUCCAUCUACAUCUCUCUCCUCUCCCCACUGCUGGCUAAACGUACCCCCAUCUACAUCCCUCUCCUCUGCCCCUGCUGGCUUAACGUAUGGAAGAAUGAAUGGGUUCACAUCCCCUUCAACUUUAAUAAUAAUAACAUAAUUGGUCAUUUAGCAGACGCUGUUAUCCAGAGCGACUUACAGGAGCAAUUAGGGUUAAGUGCCUUGCUCAAGGGCACAUCGACAGAUUUUUCACCUAGUGGGCUCGGGGAUUAGAACCAGCGACCUUUCGGUUACUGGCACAACACUCUUACCCACUAAGCUACCUGCCUCUACAGUGUGAUAGACCAACUGCUGCGCUCUUUAACAUAAGUGUGUCAGCCAUAUACCAUCUGCUGCGCUCUUUAACAUAACUGAGUCAGCCAUAGACCAUCUUCUGUACUCUUUAACAUAACUGUGUCAGCCAUAGACCGCCUGCUGCGCUCUUUAACAUAACUGUGUCAGCCAUAGACCAUCUGCUCUCUUUAACAUAACUGAGUCAGCCAUAGACCAUCUGCUGCUCUCUUUAACAUAACUUUGUCAGCCAUAGACCAUCUGCUCUCUUUAACAUAUCUGUGUCAGCCAUAGACCAUCUGCUGCUCUCUUUAACAUAACUGUGUCAGCCAUAGACCAUCUGCUCUCUUUAACAUAACUGAGUCAGCCAUAGACCAUCUGCUGCGCUCUUUAACAUAACUGUGUCAGCCAUAGACCGCCUGCUGCGCUCUUUAACAUAAGUGUGUCGGCCAUAGACCAUCUGCUGCUCUCUUUGACAUAUCGGAGUCAGCUAUAUACCAUCUGCUGCUCUCUUUAACAUAUCUGAGUCAGCCAUAGACCAUCUUCUGCUCUCUUUAACAUAACUGAGUCAGCCACAGACCAUCUGCUGCUCUCUUUAACAUACCUGAGUCAGCCAUAAACCAUCUGCUGCUCUCUUUAACAUAACGGAGUCAGCCAUAGACCAUCUGCUGCUCUAUUUAACAUAAAUGUGUCAGCCAUAUACCAUCUGCUGCUCUCUUUAACAUAACUAUGUCAGCCAUAUACCAUCUGCUGCUCUCUUUAACAUAACUGUUUCAGCCAUAGACUGUCUGCUCUCUUUAACAUAUCUGAGUCAGCCAUAGACCAUCUGCUCUCUUUAACAUAUAUGUGUCAGCCAUAGACCAUCUGCUGCUCUCUUUAAUGUAACUGUGUCAGCCAUAGACCAUCUGCUGCUCUCUUUAACAUAACUGUGUCAACCAUAGACCAUCUGCUCUCUUUAACAUAACUGUGUCAGCCAUAUACCAUCUGCUCUCUUUAACAUAUCUGUGUCAGCCAUUGACCAUCUGCUGCUCUCUUUAACAUAACUGUGUCAACCUUAGACCAUCUGCUGCUCUCUUUAAUAUAUCUGUGUCAGCCAUAGACCAUCUGCUGCUCUCUUUAACAUAACUAUGUCAGCCAUAGACCAUUUGCUGCUCUCUUUAACAUAACUGUGUCAGCCAUAGACCAUCUGCUCUCUUUAACAUAUCUGUGUCAGCCAUAUACCAUCUGCUGCACUCUUUAACAUAAUGGAGUCAGCCAUAGACCAUCUGCUGUGCUCUUUAACAUAACUGUGUCAGCCAUAGACCGCCUGCUGCGCUCUUUAACAUAAGUGUGUCGGCCAUAGACCAUCUGCUGCUCUCUUUGACAUAUCGGAGUCAGCUAUAUACCAUCUGCUGCUCUCUUUAACAUAACUGAGUCAGCCAUAGACCAUCUGCUGCUCUAUUUAACAUAACUGAGUCAGCCAUAAACCAUCUGCUGCUCUCUUUAACAUAACGGAGUCAGCCAUAUACCAUCUGCUGCUCUCUUUAACAUAACUAUGUCAUCCAUAUACCAUCUGCUGCUCUCUUUAACAUAACUGAGUCAGCCAUAGACCAUCUGCUGCACUCUUUAACAUAACUGAGUCAGCCAUAGACUGUCUGCUCUCUUUAACAUCCUGAGUCAGCCAUAGACCAUCUGCUCUCUUUAAAAUAUAUGUGUCAGCCAUAGACCAUCUGCUGCUCUCUUUAAUGUAACUGUGUCAGCCAUAGACCAUCUGCUGCUCUCUUUAACAUAACUGUGUCAACCAUAGACCAUCUGCUCUCUUUAACAUAACUGUGUCAGCCAUAGACCAUCUGCUCUCUUUAACAUAUCUGUGUCAGCCAUAGACCAUCUGCUGCUCUCUUUAACAUAACUGUGUCAACCAUAGACCAUCUGCUCUCUUUAACAUAACUGUGUCAGCCAUAGACCAUCUGCUCUCUUUAACAUAUCUGUGUCAGCCAUUGACCAUCUGCUGCUCUCUUUAACAUAACUGUGUCAGCCAUAGACCAUCUGCUGCUCUCUUUAAUAUAUCUGUGUCAGCCAUAGACCAUCUGCUGCUCUCUUUAACAUAACUAUGUCAGCCAUAGACCAUUUGCUGCUCUCUUUAACAUAACUGUGUCAGCCAUAGACCAUCUACUCUCUUUAACAUAUCUGUGUCAACCUUAGACCAUCUGCUGCUCUCUUUAAUAUAUCUGAGUCAGCCAUAGACCGUCUGCUGCUCUCUUUAAUAUAUCUGAGUCAGCCAUAGACCGUCUGCUCUCUUUAACUAUGCUGUUGGAUUUAGUGGAAGGGAAGGUUGGCUUUGAUAUUUGCUGAAGUAUUGUAGUCAACCUAAUGGUUAGCCUCUCCUGUAGAGUCAGUUUUCUAUAUUUUCCUAAAACCAAAGUAAAUGCUACUUUAAUCCAAUUCAUUUGAUUUGAUAGGUAUUGGAUCAUGGCUUGAUGUCUGAUGAAGGUCAUUGUGACUGAAACACGACAUCUUUUUCACCUUUAUCUAAUUAAGACCAACAUUUUUUUGUAAAAAUUGAGUGAGUUUCAUGCCUUCUGCCCGCAUUACAUUUACAUUUACAUUUUAGUCAUUUAGCAGACGCUCUUAUCCAGAGCGACUUACAGUUAGUGAAUACAUAUUUUUUUUUAUACUGGCCCCCCAUGGGAAUCGAACCCACAACCCUGGCGUUGCAAACGCCAUGCUCUAUCAACUGAGCUACAUCCCUGCCGGCCAUUCCCUCCCCUACCCUGGACGACGCUGGGCCAAUUGUGCGCCGCCCAUGAGUCUCCCGGUCGCGGCCGGCUGCGACAGAGCCUGGAUUCGAACCAGGAUCUAGUGGCACAGUUAGCACUGCGAUGCAGUGCCUUAGACCACUGCGCCACUCAGGAGACGUGCAUUCAGAGGCACCGGACCGUACACAUUUACAAGAUGUAGUUUAGCUCCCUUCAUCAGACUGAGUUAGCAUAGGAAGCCUGUUAGAGAAGAGGCUGAGUUAGCAUAGGAAGCCUGUUAGAGAAGAGGCUGAGUUAGCAUAGGAAGCCUGUUAGAGAAGAGGCUGAGUUAGCAUAGGAAGCCUGUUAGAGAAGAGGCUGAGUUAGCAUAGGAAGCCUGUUAGAGAAGAGGCUGAGUUAGCAUAGGAAGCCUGUUAGAGAAGAGGCUGAGUUAGCAUAGUAAGCCUGUUAGAGAAGAGGCUGAGUUAGCAUAGGAAGCCUGUUAGAGAAGAGGCUAGCUGCAGUAUUAAGUUAUGGUUCUGCCCUGCAGUCAAACUGAGGGUACUAGAUAGUGCUCUUUCAGCUCCAUCCGUGGCCAGGGAGAUUCUCUUACUAAGCUCUUCUCGAGUUAAAGAGAUUAGAAGUGUCUCUCUCUAUAGCUCUGUCUCUUUGAGUUCCUGUUGUUUUACGACACAGGCUUGACCUCUGGCCACAGUUUUUUGUUGUUGCGUGUAUUCGCUUGCCUGUGCCUUUAGUAAUACAGUAUAUCUACUGCUGUAGUUGGACAGCUUUCCAUAGUGCAUGUCUGCUGCUAUAUCUUCCAACAGUCUGUCUUUCUGUUUGUUCUUUCAGUUGGUCAGGAUCUUCACUGUGCCACCUUCAGGUUUAUGCAGUGGACCACAGCCAUAGUUCAACAUCCAGGUCCACUCUACAGGGGUCAAGAGGUCAGGUGUACUGUGUGUGUGUCUCACCUGGGCAGGUCUUCUCUCCUCAGGUGGUGGUGGUGUGUUUCCCCUGGCUGUGCGCCUGGCGGGGGUGGAGCUGACCCCAGAGGGGAGGGCGUGGCUUGAGCAGCACCUGAGCCCGGCCCAGACGGUGUGGCUCAAACUGGUCAGCAGAGAGGAGGAGACACUGCACUGUCUGGUGUCUGUUAGAAGGGUCAGUUACUGUCUGUCUGUUAGCAGGGUCAGUUACUGUCUGUUAGAAGGGUCAGUUACUGUCUGUCUGUUAGCAGGGUCAGUUACUGUCUGUUAGAAGGGUCAGUUACUGUCUGUCUGUUAGCAGGGUCAGUUACUGUCUGUCUGUUAGCAGGGUCAGUUACUGUCUGUCUGUUAGCAGGGUCAGUUACUGUCUGUCUGUUAGAAGGGUCAGUUACUGUCUGUUAGAAGGGUCAGUUACUGUCUGUCUGUUAGCAGGCUCAGUUACUGUCUGUCUGUUAGCAGGGUCAGUUACUGUCUGUCUGUUAGAAGGGUCAGUUACUGUCUGUCUGUUAGCAGGGUCAGUUACUGUCUGUCUGUUAGCAGGGUCAGUUACUGUCUGUCUGUUAGCAGGGUCAGUUACUGUCUGUCUGUUAGCAGGGUCAGUUACUGUCUGUCUGUUAGAAGGGUCAGUUACUGUCUGUCUGUUAGCAGGGUCAGUUUACUGUCUGUCUGUUAGCAGGGUCAGUUACUGUCUGUCUGUUAGCAGGGUCAGUUACUGUCUGUUGUUAGCAGGGUCAGUUACUGUCUGUCUGUUAGCAGGGUCAGUUAAUGUCUGUCUGUUAGCAGGUCAGUUGCUACUAUCUGUCUGUUAGCAGCGGUCCAAGGUUAACUGUCUGUCUGUUAGCAGGGGUCAGUUACCUGUCAGUCUGUAGCGGGGUCAGUUACUGUCUGUCUGUUAGCAGGGUCCAGUUACUGUCUGUCUGUUAGAAGGGUCAGUUACUGCUGUCUGUUAGCAGGGUCAGUUACUGUAUGUCUGUUAGCCAGGGUCAGUUACUGUCUGUUGUUAGCAGGCGUCAGUUACUCUAUGUCUGUUAGCAGGGGUUAGUUAUGUCUGUCUGUUAGCAGGGUCAGUUACUGUCUGUUAGAAGGGUCCGUUACUGUCUGUCUGUUAGCAGGGUCAGUUACUGUCUGUCUGUUAGCAGGGUCAGUUGCUUUCUGUUAGAAGGGUCCGUUACUUGUAUGUCUUUACUCAGGGUAAGUUACUGUCUGUUAUCAGGGUCAGUAUGUCUGUUUUAUCAGGGUCAGUAUGUCUGUCUGUUAAGCAGGGUCAGUUACUGUCUGUCUGUUAGCAGGGUCAGUUACUGUCUGUCUGUUAGCAGGGUCAGUUGCUUUCUGUUAGAAGGGUCCGUUACUGUCUGUCUGUUAUCAGGGUCAGUUACUGUCUGUUAUCAGGGUCAGUUACUGUCUGUCUGUUAGCAGGGUCAGUUACUGUCUGUCUGUUAGCAGGGUCAGUUACUGUCUGUUAGAAGGGUCUGUUACUGUCUGUCUGUUAGCAGGGUCAGUUACUGUCUGUGUAUGUUAACAGGUACAGUUACUGUCUAUGUCUGUUAACAGGGUCAGUUACUGUCUUUGUCUGUUAGCAGGUCAGUAAGGCUGCAAAUGAGCAAUUAGUGUAAAAAAGAUCAGAAUUGGACUGCCUGUGUAAAUGCAGCCUUACUGUCUGUGUCUGUGAUUGGAGGAACAUUAGUUAGUUACUGACUCUCUGGUAUCUUCAGGACACUGUUACUCUUUAUGACUGUAUUAAUUAACUGAAUGUUGGAAGACAAUGAAACCUACAGAUAAGUGUUAUUAACCUCCCUCUGUCUCUCUCCCCCAGGGGUCACUGAGGAGUCUGUGUCUGAAUGACGAGGUGUUGAGGUUGGGUCUGGCACGCACCGUCCCAGUCUCUGGACUCCACCCCCAGUCCCGUCUCUACCUGCGGCUCCACCAACGGCUGCUCAGGGCAGAGGUCAAGGCCGAGCGGAAGGGGCGGGGCAUGUGGAAAGAGGACAGCCUAUGGGAAAGGACCUCACAGGCCGUCAGGGAGAACUCACUGGUCAGACUGAUCAGGAGGAUCUUCAAGUGGACAUGAUUGGUUGAUUGACUGACUGACUGACUGAUUGAUUGGUUGAUUGACUGACUGACUGACUGACUGACUGAAUGAUUGGUUGAUUGACUGACUGACUGGUU